UCGAGCGAUGUGAUCGGUUCUCCGUUGCUUUUCCUGCCCAUUCUCCUGAAGCGUGUGGCAGACCUGUUUAAUCGAGCCCCGGUGACGACUCAGCUUCGGCUCGUGAUGAGAACACGGAAAAGCUCAAAUAAACAAUUUAAUCAAACUGUUUACCUCCGUACAUCGCCGAAGAGUUAGAUGUUCAGGAACGGUGAGCACUUUUAAUAAAAGAGAAAAAGAAGGGAAAAAGCAUAAAGAGCCGUUUUGUUUGUGUCGAAAGGCUCGGCUCGUUCGCCAAAUGUCCGCGUCCUCCGCCGCCACCGGCGCUUCCCCGGCUGCCUCGCCGGGUUCACGGCUCUCCGUCCCGGCCGCAGGGAUGUCGGUGUUCCGCUGGCUGGAGGUGCUGGAGAAGGAGUUCGAUAAGGCGUUCGUGGAUGUGGAUCUGCUCCUGGGGGAGAUCGAUCCGGAUCAGGCCGACAUCACAUACGAAGGCCGGCAGAAGAUGACAAGCCUGAGUUCGUGUUUUGCUCAGCUUUGUCAUAAAGCACAGACUGUUUUUCAGCUCAAUCACAAAUUAGAGGCUCAGCUGGUGGAUCUGAAGUCGGAGCUGACGGACGUGCAGGCGGAGAAGGCCGUGGUGGAGAAGGAGGUCCAUGAGCAGCUACUCCAGCUUCACGCUCUGCAGCUGCAGCUCCACGCCAAAGCGGGUCAGACCGUCGACUCCAGCUCCAUUAAAGACAGGAUGCCUGUUGCCUCCGUGGAGGAGAUGGAGAAGGAACUGGAGGCCAGUAAGAAGGAGAAGGUGAAGGAGGUGAAACUGGAAGCCGAGGUGAAGAUGCUGAAAAAAGAGAACGAGGCCCUCCGCAGGCACAUCGCAGUACUGCAGGCUGAGGUGUAUGGCGCCAGAUUGGCAGCCAAAUACCUGGACAAGGAGCUUGCUGGGAGGGUCCAGCAGAUUCAGUUAUUAGGUCGGGACAUGAAGGGACCAGCUCACGAUAAAUUGUGGAACCAGUUGGAAGCUGAGAUUCAUCUGCACCGCCACAAAACGGUCAUCCGAGCCUGCAGAGGGCGCAAUGACCCCAAGAAGCCCUUGCCAUCACCUGCAGGACAUGACCCAGAAUCUCUGAAGAAGACUCAAGGAGUCGGUCCUAUUCGCAAAGUGCUUUUAUCGAAAGAGGACCACGAGGGGCUUGGGAUCUCCAUCACAGGAGGUAAAGAGCAUGGAGUUCCCAUCCUGAUCUCGGAGAUCCACCCGGCCCAGCCUGCAGAGCGAUGCGGGGGACUGCAUGUCGGAGACGCCAUAUUGGCCGUCAACAACAUCAACCUGAGAGACGCCAAACACAAGGAGGCAGUGAACAUCCUCUCCCAGCAGAGAGGAGAGAUUGAGUUUGAGGUGGUGUAUGUGGCGCCAGAGGUGGACUCCGAUGACGAGAACGUGGAGUAUGAGGAUGAGAGUGGGCAUCGCUAUCGACUCUACCUGGAUGAGCUGGAGGAGGGAAUGGGUGGUAGCCAUGGCAACGGGCCUGCUGAUUCUGCAUCACUGCAAGUCGUGGAGAAGCACCUGAUGGCGGACAGAGCCGAGAACGGAGACACGGGCAUCUCCAGCGAGAGUCCUUCCGAGGAGACGUCUUCCAAGAUGGCCGAGUCUCCUCAGAACUCAUCCUGAAGAGCUGAAAGAGAUAAGAGGGGCUCCAGUCCCUCCUUCACAGGGAGAAGGAGAGAGAGAGAGAGAAAUAAAGACUCUGGCCCUGUAUGAUAGCUGUAACAUACCAGGAUGUAUGUUUUGUACCCUAUGGACAUGACAGUUUCAGAGUCCACUGGAGAUCACAUGGAGACGCCAACAAGAAACACAGAGGACCGCUUUUCACCUGGAAGCUGUCCUCAAGCAUGAUGUCUUCUGAAUUAACAUCAACUGUGGUCAGGAAAAUGGCUGAGUGCGAUGGGUGACGUGUAUUUCCAGAGAAACCGCUCCAGUUUUAACAAGGUGGAAGAGAUGGGAUAGAAUGUGGGGUGUUUUUUUUUUUUUUUUUUUUUUAAAUAUCCUUUGUGUGCGGUUACUGAUCCCAAGCAGGUGAAUUAGACCUGUGCUCGAAUUAAAUGCUGUCGUGGGGUAUUAAUAGAAAAUAGCAAAAAGGUCAGGUUAUCAUACAGAAUCUAAUCAGUAUCAUGAACAUAAGAGUAAAUCCACCUCAAAUCAUCGGAUUUUUAAGAAAAUGUUCCUGAUUGACUGUCUCAGAUUUGUUUCAUCCUUUAUUAGAAAUAAGGUCACUAUUCCUAAUAAAAUGGUGUACAAAAUGUCAGGCUUGAAUCUGCAUUACUUUGAGAUGUAGAGGCUUUAAAAGGGGGCGUGGCCCUGUUUUUAAAAAAAAAAAUCGGGAAAAAAUUCCAUAAAUAUUGAUUCGUGCUAGCUGUAUGAAAGAUUUUUGGGAUUGUUGUCCAACUUCUAAAAAGACCCAAAGUUGCAAAUUUAUCUCAUCUCGUCUCAUUAUCUCUAGCCGCUUUAUCCUGUUCUACAGGGUCGCAGGCAAGCUGGAGCCUAUCCCAGCUGACUACGGGUGAAAGGUGGGGUACACCCUGGACAAGUCGCCAGGUCAUCACAGGGCUGACACAUAGACACAGACAACCAUUCACACUCGCGGUCAAUUUAGAGUCACCAGUUAACCUAACCUGCAUGUCUUUGGACUGUGGGGGAAACCGGAGCACCCGGAGGAAACCCACGCGGACACGGGGAGAACAUGCAAACUCCACACACAAAGGCCCUCACCGGCCACGGGGCUCGAACCCGGACCUUCUUGCUGUGAGGCGACAGCGCUAACCACUACACCACCGUGCCGCCCGUUGCAAAUUUAUGGCUUGCUAAAAAUAUAAUUAAUAAAUAAAUUUUUUAAAAUUGUCCAUUGGCUCUCUAUACCUCCACACUAAAGUGCAUCAUAUCUUUCAAUCUUUCUUUCAUAUCUAUUACUCAUCUUAUAGUUCUUUCUUAGCAAUUAGGUGCAUAUUUAGAUUUUGUGGUGUAAAAACACACAUCACUUGAAAGAAAAUAUUUUUAAUUAUCUAAAUGCACUAAUUAUCAAAUCUGUACCAAAAGUAUGAUCAUUCAGGUUGAAUCAAAUAUGCGGUGCUUGAUUACAUGCCAUUUCAUUUUCAUACAUCCAGCAUGAAUAAUUCAAGAGUAACUUUUGCUGUAGUAUGUUUAUUUUUUCAGGCCCACACCUGCUUUUUAAAGCAUCUGUAUCUUGAACUAAUGCAGACGGACGGACGGUCGGUCAGUCUGGAGGCUUUUGGUGAUUUCACAUGGAUUGACUCAAAUUAUUUUUCUGUUUCGUACGUGUGCCGUUUUUAACGUCUUCCUGUUUUGAAUAAGGUUGUUUUUUCUGCUUGUUACGAAAAUAGGGAAGGGUUGAGGAAUGUUGUUAUUCAUCCUAGAAAUGAGCGAUAGAUGAAAUCAAUUUACAGACGUGCUUUAUUAUUCAGGGUAAGAGGGGUUUGUCCUGUCCUGUCCUGUCCAGUGAUUUAUCCAUGUUUUGAGUUCCUUUCCAAGAACAAGAAUCGUCCUGAAUUUGCAAUAAGGCCCACCUUUUUUUUUUUUUUUUUUCUUUCUUCCCUCAUUGCCUCCAAUAUUUUAGAAAUUACAGCAGUUUCUGUAAUCAAGCUUGCUCUGAUUGAUUGGGUGCUAAAAUCUAGAUAAAGAAAGUUAUGCAUGAUGAAUGUAGCUACAGUGAAACUCUUGGCAAUAUCGAAUUUGUGUGGCAUUAUAGUCAAGUAUUGACGACAUCGGACAUUUUGAGAUCCAGACCAAAUUAAUUACGCGCAUGUUUGUUUCAUGACGGCAUGUCACUGUCCGGCAACUUGACCAAAUUGUGACGUUCGACUGUUUUUAGCACCGUAAUCUUUGCAGGAUGACCAAGACAAGGUUAGAAAGUAAAUAAAUAAAACAUUUCCACGUCAGCUUUUAUAGAUUCUUGAAGCAUAAGCAUCAAAGUACAGGUAUAUUAUAAGCAGAAAAACCACACUGGUCUGUUUUUUUUUUUUUUCCAAAAUUCAGCUACAGCAGCAUCCAAAGGAGCUAACUUGGAUAAAAAGUGCUAAAUCACAGCGUAAGGUUGGUGGUGUAUUUUUAUUGAACAGGUAACUACAUACACACGCAUGCGCACACCUACAGCUCCUUGAGUACGAUUGCUCAGCAUACAUUAUAUACAUCUGGAGGAUUUAAAACUCUAGAGGACAGGUCUGAGCCCAAACAACCCGACUGCAAAAAAUGUCUUCGGAAGCGUACACGAGUACUUUAUUCUAUCCACACUCACUCUGAUUGGCUACUCUACUACUAGGCUAUCAGCUCAUAUACCAUGAGUAGAGAAAAACAAAAUGGUUUUGCUGAACUAACCGAGGACGAAAUAAAAACUACUUGAAAACAAAACCCCAAAAAAAUAAAAAGCAACAAAAUAUGGAAUAAAGGUAUUUAAUGAUAAGAACGUAGCUGGUUUUUUUUCUUUUUCAAGAAUCAUUAUUAUUUAGAGCAUUUUUCACAAACUGCUCCUGUCAUUUUGCCGGUUUGUUUACAUUCUAAGCGGAAAUAAUUGUCAGACGUUUUGUAUAAAGUUUUUAUUUAUUGAAUUUGCAAAAAAUAAAAAUGCUCCGUUUCUCAAAAUCCAGUGAAUGCGGAUAGAAUAAAACGGUUAUUCUAUUCAAUCUCGUCGUACGUAGCUUGUCAGCUCAUGUACGACUCGAUUUCGUGGAAUAACUGUUAAAUGUAUAGUAUUUCUCAUGACAUGUUUACAAAUGGGUUACAUAAUUAUUUCUAUUUAGCUUGAAAAGGCAAGAAUUUCAAUAUUUCACUUAAUUAGAUGUCUCGCUAAAAAGUCGCCAUGACAACUUUUAGCAAGCAAGCAAGCAAGCCAGCCUCUGCAUGCUUGUUGCUCUCGAGAGAAAUUUAAAUGCAUGUAUAGAAAUAUGUUGGUGUUGUAGCUGUAACCUGUGUCUCAAAUCACACACAUGGACCGAAAAUAUUUAGGUUUAAGACGAGGUUUUAAAAAUGCAUGCGAUGUAACUGAUCUGCUGAAGGUUCGUGUCUGAUUUGAGACCCAGCUCAGGUUUGUUUAGUCUGCUGCCACUGACAUGUGAUUUACUCUCAUCCAGACACACAAAAAAAAAGCUGAGGAGUUUCUGAGCCAAAUGGUCGCAGAGUAGAAACAGCGGCCAUUUUGUGUACACUAGCCUGAAUGGGAAGUCACGUCAGUGUGCGUGUUUCAGCUUCUGAAAUAUUUCUGCAGUAUCUGACAAUGUGCUUAAUAAAUUCUGGACCAUUCUUGUUUAAAACAGAGUUAUCGAUGUAAAAGGCUCCGAGGACACCGAUUAUCCAUGAAGGUGUAGGGGACGGAUUAAUUUAGCUUAAAUCUUUAGCGAUUUCGCUCCCAAGUCUUUUUAAGAACAAAGAAUGGUGGUGGAAAUGUGUCAAAAUCAUCGAGAAUAUCAACAUUUACCUCAGAUGUGUUGAAAAAAGACUUGUAUGUUGUGACUUGAAACGUUGCUCGAAGACUGCUAAUUAUACACUGCGACAUAUUUAUGUUGGGAUCCUGUAUUCACCAUGUUUAGAAGAUUAAAUGUGAAUAAUUUCCUGUUGUAUUAUAAUAUUGAUGACUCUCUCACACUGUUGGUGCGUCUCACUGUGGAACCCCUGAGCAGACCGGUUAGCAAAUCAACACUAAAUAUAAAUGCAAUUUUAGGAAUAAAAAUUCUUUUUUUUCAAUAAUUUAGCAACACAUCCGAGGUAAAUGUUGAUGUGUUCUACAAUUUUGACUCAUUUCCGCCAUCAUUCUGCAAUUACAUUCUUCUUAAAAAAAUAAUUACGUACUAGCUAGCUAAAUCAAUAUUAGCUAGCUUGUACGCUGGUUGCCAAGCAACGGUGUUUUUCCAGCUUUAACCUCUUGAAAACCAAUUUAAAGCACAAAAUUGAUUUCUAUAAAUUGAUUUACUGAAGCGUAUUGUUGUGAUGCAAGAAAUUGGAGGGGGAACAGAUGAGGAUCACGUAAUAACGUGGAAAAGUUGAUUGUGAGAUGUUUUUCAAGUUACGACAAUUUUACCAUGAAAUGUUUUACGGCAUAAUAAGAAAUAGUUUGUAUGUUGUAAUAACGUGAAAAACCUCGUUAUAACAAUAAAUAUUUCGCGUUAUAUCAUGAUAUUUUUCAUUUUCUGGAGUGGCAGAAACAUGCUUCCAUACCAUACUGUUUGAAUGCACCAUUAGUGGAAUGUUGUUUUAAGAAGGAAAGGUAACACGUGGACACGAAACCACCUGGUUUGCAAUUUUUUUUUUUUUUUAAUUUUUUUUUUUAAGAAAUGCCCAACAGGAAAUGGGAUACCAUUUUAGUCAGGUGCGUGAGGGGGGGGAGGGAAAUGAGAUGUACAGGUAACCUGAGAAUGUGCAAUAUACAGUACAUGUGUGAGACUUGAGGUGAACAGGGUGCCAUUCUUCAUCCAUCACUUUAAUAGGAGCUUGUUCUUGAUUCUAAGAUCCCUGUUCUUAGCUGCAGGAGCGGAACCCAAUGUGUUCUGCUGUUGCUUUUCUGCUGAUAUGCUUUUCUGCUCACCACGGUUGUCAAGAGUGAUUAUAUGAGUUACUGUAUUCUUCCUGGCAGCUCGAACCAAUCCGGCCAUUUUCCUCUGACCUCUCUUAUCAACAAGGCGUUUGUUUCUACCCACAAAAGCGUCGCUCACUCAACUCGACGGGUUUCCCCCUCGUACCAUUCUGUCUGUGUAAACUCUCGAGACUGUUGUGUGUGAAAACCCCAGGAGAUCAGCAGUUUCUGAAAUACUCAAACCAGUCCAUCUGACUCGAACCAACACCCAUGCCACAGUGAAAGAAAGUCACACUUCACUGCGAGAUCACAAUUUUUCCCGUUCUGAUGUUUGAACUGAACAUUAACUGAAGCUCUUGAUUUGUCAUCUGCAUGAUUUUAUUUUAUGCCUUGUGCCGCCGUCAAGGGAUUGGCUGAUUUAGAGAAGUACAUAAAACAGCAGGUGGAUGGAUGUUCUGAAUAAAGUGGCCAGCGAGUGUAACUAAGCCAUGCUGUUAGGAAAAUGAUCAGUGACUGUUACUGUGGUGACGUUGAUUAUUUUAUUCCUCUUACACGACAGUAAUUUGCCUAUGCUAACAAUAGGUAUGUAUUAAUGAAUUUAAUAGCAUACAUUUAAUCUUGUAGAGCAUCUUCCCCAUAUCCCCCCCCCCCCCCCCCCCAAACAGCUUAUCGCUGUUAUCAUUUACAUUAUAGGAGCUGUCAACAUCCUCUCUUUUGUUCUCGCUUGAGAUAAUAAUGGGGGACAAAGUCAUGUGUUUGAGAAACCGCAAAAUCAGAAUGACUCUGAGAGCUAUGAUGAUGUCUUCUGUGUGUAUAGCAGUAAAAUAUCAACAACCCUAAAUUAUUACUCGGAAUAAUUACUCCAUUAUUUACUAAAUAGAAAAUCUCUGAAGCAGUAUUUUCCCUGCUUUCUUCUCUGAGGCAUUUUCCAGAGCUUGAACGUGACCCACACACUGCCAAGUGUGCGUCUUUUCAAAACCAGACUCUGGACCCUCCGAAAUCAUUUUGUUAAAGGAGGCAAUUUGCAGACAAUCAGCUUGUGGACUUUAUGGAGCAGAGUUUCUGUUACGGAUGUAUUACUCUGUGUGGGACGAGACAAGAUUUCUCUUUGCUCGAUUGCACGGUCACUGCAUGUGGCAGGAAGCACCAACAGAAAGCUUCGAACCUGUAUUUUAAAUCCACCUGUACAUCCUAUAGUUGACUGGUGAUUGAUUUGUUAACUUCCUGUUUGUCAUAUGAUCCAUAUUUCUGCAAGCUAGGCAUGUGCUGAUAAUCAGCUAUCUGACAUCUUAUAAUAUUAAACUCCAUUGGUAUUAUAGAUACUGUAGUAAACUAUCCAUAGUCCCUCGAUAGGGAGCAUUUCAAGUCGACAUUGAUCUGAAUAGGAUAUAUUCUACAAGACAUUCGCACUUUUUGUGCUAAUUUGCCUGAAGGAAAUUUCAUAACCGUUCUCAAUGAUAUCCCUGAAUAAACAUAUUGGGAAGACUGCGAUAUAAACAUAAUAUUGGCACAUGUCUACUGCAGCCUGGAAAGUUUGGUAUAAAUGUCCUAUCUGUAUUUACUGCAUAACAAUAUUGGAAUAAACUUAUUUGCUCAUUUCAA
This is a messenger RNA of Neoarius graeffei (lesser salmon catfish), 8153 nucleotides long. RefSeq names its product golgi-associated PDZ and coiled-coil motif containing (gene gopc). The record is from RefSeq and is a predicted model, not a curated record. Gene Ontology annotation, cellular component: membrane; Golgi apparatus; trans-Golgi network transport vesicle. The transcript has 9 exons. NCBI's taxonomy places the organism in Eukaryota, Metazoa, Chordata, Actinopteri, Siluriformes, Ariidae. Gene Ontology annotation, biological process: negative regulation of protein localization to cell surface. Bases 278 to 1645 code for a protein of 455 amino acids. Gene Ontology annotation, molecular function: transmembrane transporter binding.